This is a messenger RNA of Xenopus laevis (African clawed frog), 5758 nucleotides long. It is a transcript of the gene ptpn3.S, whose product is annotated as protein tyrosine phosphatase non-receptor type 3 S homeolog. Lineage: Eukaryota; Metazoa; Chordata; Amphibia; Anura; Pipidae. The record is from RefSeq and is a predicted model, not a curated record. Bases 198 to 2960 code for a protein of 920 amino acids. Gene Ontology annotation, molecular function: cytoskeletal protein binding; protein tyrosine/serine/threonine phosphatase activity; protein tyrosine phosphatase activity. The transcript has 27 exons. Gene Ontology annotation, cellular component: cytoskeleton; cytoplasm; cytoplasmic side of plasma membrane.
CCUCAUUGUGAGAUAAUUGCUGCUGCAUGUCAGAGAAAUCCAAGCAAGGAGAAUUUUUUUUCUGCUCAAGGGAAGCUUCAACAACACGCUGGUGCAGUCAAAAUUCCUGGGUCUGGUAGUGAGGGGCACCGGGCAAAUGUUGGAGAGAGCCCACCAGAAAAGAAGAUGCUGAAAAAGUUUGGUAAUUUAUACCAGUUAUGAACUCCCGACUCCGUGCUCUGGGUGGAAGGAUAAACAAUAUUCGAGCAACAGAACUUCCAAAAGAAAAGAACAGAUCUGAGGUGGUAUGCAAUGUGCGCUUCUUGGAUGGCUCUCAACAGUGCUUUAGAGUUAAUAAACAAGACACUGGUCAGACUUUGUUGGAUAUGGCCUACAAUCACCUAAAUUUGAAAGAACGAGAAUACUUUGGAUUACAACACAAUGAAGAAUCAUUGGACUCACAUAGGUGGAUUGAGCCGAGUAAACCAAUUCGAAAACAAAUAAAAGGAGGAUUUCCAUGCUCCCUUUUGUUCCGUGUACGUUUUUUCAUUCCUGACCCCAACACAUUACAGCAGGAUCAAACCAGACAUUUAUAUUUUCUACAAUUAAAAAGUGAUAUUCUAGAUGGGAGGAUGUCUUGUCCUCUGAAUUCAGCAGUAGUUCUUGCAUCUUAUUCUGUACAAUCUGAGCUAGGAGACCAUAAUCCUUUGAUACAUGUUCCAGGACACCUCUCAAAUACUUCUUUUAUACCAGGACAAGAUAUUGAUUUUUUAAAUAAAGUAGAGGCAUUGCACAUACAGCACAGCGGACUUGGACAAACAGAAGCAGAGUCAUGCUACAUUAAUAUUGCAAGAACACUAGAAUUCUAUGGAAUAGAAACACACAGUGGUAGAGACCUCCAUAAUUUAGACCUACUGAUUGGUAUUGCAUCUGGUGGAAUAGCCGUGUAUAAGAAACUAAUCUGCUCAAGCUUCUAUCCUUGGGUAUACAUUUUAAAAAUCUCUUUCAAAAGGAAAAAGUUUUUUUUACAUCAGCGUCAAAAACAAAAUGAAUGCAGAGAACAGAUUGUAACAUUCAAUAUGUUAAGUUAUCGUGCUUGCAAAAACCUUUGGAGAUCCUGUGUGGAACAUCAUACAUUUUUCCAGACAAGAAGAUCACUACCACGUGAACGGAAGGUAGUUUCUAAUUAUUGGACUUUGGGUGCAUUAAACCAAGCAAAGUCUGCCAGCAGCCAGCUAUGCAGGAAAGUAAUUGGUGGAAUGGUAUGGAACACAGAUGUGAAGAGAUCAUUAUCCGUGGAACAUCUUGAGACAAAAAGUCUUCCGUCACAUUCUCCUCCUAUAACACCAAACUGGCGAAGCCCCAGGUUAAGACAUGUGCUUAGAAAACAGCAUUCUUCUGCUGACAAUCUAGCCAAUGAAAUGACUUACAUAACAGAGACUGAAGAUGUUUUUUAUACAUACAAAGGCUCACCAACCUCCAAAGACAGUGAUUCCGAGUUUUUUCAGAAUCAGAGUCCACAUAGUAGGUCGUCAGAACAAGAUUCCCCAAAAAAUGUACUGGAACACAGUCCAAGAGAAAACAUUCUGCACCAGCCAGCUUCUCCCAGUGGGUUAUCAAGACAUUCAUCAUCUUCUCACCCACUAGAGGGUGUAGAUAAGCAGUUUCUUGAAACGUAUGACAAUAUCAAGAAAAGCAGUUCAACAGAUGACUCCAGCCAAUACUACUGUGACAAGAGUGACACUUUGAAUGGAGAUUUGUUGUUGGUUCAUAUUAUACCAGAUGAAGAAGGAAAAUUUGGAUUUAACCUAAAGGGAGGAGUCGACCAGAAAAUGCAGCUGGUGGUAUCCAGAAUAACACCAGGAUCACCAGCUGAUAAAUGCACACCAAAACUUAUGGAAGGUGACCAAAUAGUUCUUAUCAAUGGUCGGGAUAUUUCAGAGCACACACAUGACCAAGUGGUGAUGUUUAUAAAGGCCAGUCGAGAAUUGCACACUCGGGAACUUGCACUUCUAGUUCGAAGAAAAGUUGUUAGGCCACUUGGUGAAACAAAGUCAGAAGAUGAUUCUGCCUUCACACUUUUUCCACCAUCAAUUCUUCCCACUUGCUCAGAAUAUGGUGAUACAUUACAGGGAUCAAUGGAACAGCUCUCAAAAGGCUUGGAAACUGGAGUUGUGCUCAUUCAAUUUGAGCAACUAUACAGGAAAAAGCCUGGACUUGCUAUUACCUGUGCGAGGACGGGUCAAAAUAUGGACAGAAACAGAUACAAGGAUGUUUUGCCAUAUGAUGCUACGCGAGUGCUGCUAAAUGGAGAAGACGACUACAUCAAUGCAAGCUAUGUGAAUAUGGAAAUUCCUUCCACUAAUAUUGUAAACAAAUAUGUUGCUACACAAGGACCGCUUCCUCACACAUGUGCACAAUUCUGGCAGAUGGUUUUGGAGCAAAAGUUGUCUAUUAUCAUCAUGCUAACAACCCUAACAGAGCGAGGAAGAACAAAAUGCCAACAAUAUUGGCCUGAUCCUCCAGAAGUCAUGGAGUAUGGUAAAUUUCGCAUAAUAUGUAAGACCGAAGACUGUACAAUUGCUUAUGUCUUCAGAGAAAUGCUCCUUACAGAUACAGAGACUGGUGAUGAAUUUCCAAUUAUUCACCUGCAAUAUGUUGCUUGGCCUGAUCAUGGAGUUCCUGAUGAUUCUUCAGACUUCCUGGAGUUUGCUACAUACGUAAGGCAAAAAAGGAUGGAAAAUCAACCAGUCCUCGUUCACUGCAGUGCUGGGAUAGGACGAACUGGUGUACUGAUCACCAUGGAAACUGCCAUGUGUCUGAUUGAACACAAUCAGCCUGUUUAUCCACUCGAUGUAGUGAGACAAAUGCGAGAUCAACGUGCCAUGAUGGUUCAAACCUCAAGCCAAUACAAAUUUGUCUGUGAAGCUAUUCUUCGUGUUUACAAAGAUGGCUUAGUUCGACCAUUGAAUUCAAGUUAAUAACAUUUAUUUUGUCAUGCCAAGAGGGCUCCCCCCCCCCCAAAUGCCUAUUGUCUGAGAUGUCAGUAAGACAGAUGAGCACUUUUGGUUUCUGGAAAAGAUUUUUAAGUUGUGUAUAUAAGGAAUGUGUAUAUAUUGUUUCAUGUCUAGAUAAGUGUAUAAAAUAAUUUUGCACAUAUUGUACACACAAAAAUAAAUCAUCACAGGAACACUAGUUAAUAAAUUGUUUUGCCUUAGACACAAUCUUGCAAAAGCUUCACGUUCUACCACUGAAGAUUUUAUCUAUAUUUUUAAUAUAUAUUAUUUUAUGUGUAACAAUACAUGAUAACCCACACAUCAAAGUAUUUCUUAGCUGCUUCAUAUUUUGACACAAAUAUUUUUUGAACACAGUGCCAAUAAAUGAAUCUUUUUUUUUUUUUAAUAUUUAGGACUUGUACCAUGGACUUGUUCUAUUUACCAUAUACCUUUUUGCUUUAAGACAUAGCAAUGUAAAGUUUUUAAAUCAAGUUAAACACAUUGACAGCAAUAACUUUCCCUAAUGAUGACACCACCAGCGAAACACAUGUAAACUUUCCACAUACUUAGUACCUUGAGGCAUAUAUAUUUUGCUGUGUUAAUUUUUCAGGCAUAUUCUUGGAGAUUAGCCAGAGAGAUUUUCAUUGUACUUAAUGAAUUUCCAUCUAUCCUGGAUAAUUUUGAAACACGCAUAAGCAUCUACAUUGUAAAAACAAAAAAGUUUAACUUUGUAUAGUAUUUAGGCCAUAGACAGUGGCGGACCCCCAUAAGGCCUAUAUGGGAUGUCCAUUUCCAUAAUUUACCGGAAUUGCAGAUGUAGAGACGGGAGAGGCAGGGAGUAAUUGGAGCAGGAAUAGGACUGGGGACAGGGUAUAACCUGGUGCCCAAAGUAAAAUUAAUGCAACCCUGCAGACACCUUAAUGGAUUGCAUGGCACAAAAACCAAGGCUUACAAUUCUUUAAUGUCCAAAUUUUGGUAGUUGUGAAUAAAAUAAAGGGGGAAAUACCCUCCUUUUUGAUUUAUCUUAUUAAGUUGGGCCACAAAUAGAUUUGUGUUUAUUUUAUUUGUGACAUACAUAUUUCCUCAGUUUGAGAGAAUCAUGAUAGUCUGCCUCUGACUCACAUAGGCUAUUACAGUAGCUCCCCUGUCAGAGUGGUAUUCAAUCCCUCCUUUACCUUGGUACAUAUUAAAGUGACAAAUACUUGGGCUUGAGGUCCUUCGGAUUUCCAGAUAAUCUGAGCACCUUUUUUUACAUAAAUCCAACUGAAUGAGCUUAUGUCAUGGGGGGUAUUUUAUUUGUUUUAAUGAUCGAAGAAAUUGUGUGUGAAAAACUGAGAUAUGUUGAUGUAUAGUUUUAGAGUAGUUACACUUUCACAUACUGACUACAUCUUUUAAGAACAAACUGUCAAACCAUUGGCCAUUCUGUAGACCUGCUGUAUAUAUGUUUUGAAGAAUAAAGCUAUGAUGCAGUCACACGUAACAUAUGUAUUAGGAUUUUGGCCAUCUAGAUGAAUGCUGGAGUCACACCACUUUAUUAUUCAGAUUGGCUGACCCACAUGUCAAAUGAUUAUAUAGCUCAGUUUGGUCAUGUGCUGACUGGUUCAAACACAAUCAAUCCAACAAGCCUCCAAGAAUUGAUAUUCAGUUUAGCUAGUUGUUGGUCUCUUAUCUAGGCAGUUUAAAUUAAGUUACAGAACACUGCAAUACAGAUAGUUGCCCAUUAAAUAGGAGGUAGUCUUUAAACAUGUUUUCUAAUUCUCUUGUUUUGUUACCCUGAAGCCCAUAGCAGUUUUUUUUUAUUUAGUCCUAAUAAGCUGAUUUAACUACUUUAUCACAAAGAAAAAAUCAAAAAUGGGACUGGUUUUGUUCAUCUACGGUACCACAGGUCUCUGUGUCGUUUCAAUUAGAUAAAUGUUCACUUUCUAAGGAGAAUUGACACAAUUUAUAUAUAAAUAAUUUAUAAAGAUUUUAUUUUCUUACCUAGUUGUUUAGCAUUUGUGAAUAACAUUUUGAAUACCUAUUUUUGGUGGUUAUACAAAUUAUUUAUAAAUAAGUAGGAAUGAUAUUGGUGUUUAAAUAUUUUUAGAAAAUGGUUUUCCAGAUAUUUAUAAUAAAACUGUAUAUCAGUGAUGCAAUAAUUAACAAAAGUAAGACACUGAGGUAAAUUUGCUUUGCUGAAACUGUACUCUGAUUUCCAUGAACCAUACUGUAACCUGUGAACAACAGAAUAGAAAGUUAAUUCAUGAAACAACUGUUCUUUUUAGUAGAACUGCAUAUUUUGAUUUUACAGUUUGUAGCUAGGGAUGUAUGGGGACAUGUAUGAUGUGUACUUGAAAAGUAAUGUAAUAGCAAUAUUGAUGUGUGCUGUGGACACCUUUUAAUAUAUAUCGCAUAUCCAGCGGAAUUGCAUCCAACUGAUUUAUGUACAGUGUACAAACAGCAUAAAGCAAGCAAUACUGGGAAAAUUACAAAUGUAUACAUAGUAAAGCAUUUGCUAAAGAUGCAACACUUAAAGCUAAUAAACUUAGAAAAUAAUAUUUGUUGAAAAUAGUAAUGUUUAUGAAAUGGAAAUGUGUAAGAAAAAGAAAAAAAGAAAAAUUCCUAGAUUUGAAACCAGAUUCUAAUCAUUAAGUAUUAAACUGGCUUACUGGGACUUGAAUAGUCAUUUGUUAUUGGUUUUACCUGAUAGUUAUCUUCUCAUAGUAUUCUAAGCUCUCACUAAAAGAGUUCUUUACAGUCCAUGACAAUAGCCAUUUAAGAAAAAUAAAAUGCUAAUAAUAUAA